This is a messenger RNA of Apodemus sylvaticus (European woodmouse), 724 nucleotides long. It is a transcript of the gene C4H1orf54, whose product is annotated as chromosome 4 C1orf54 homolog. The coding region runs from base 48 to 464 and encodes 138 amino acids. The record is from RefSeq and is a predicted model, not a curated record. NCBI's taxonomy places the organism in Eukaryota, Metazoa, Chordata, Mammalia, Rodentia, Muridae. The transcript has 6 exons.
GAGCAAUUUCCUCUCUUUACUUUCAUAGUGAUAGUGCAAAAUCCAGAAUGGAUGUCCUCUUGAUAGCCCUCCUUGCUGCACCACUUAUCCUGGGACAGGACUAUGAGGAUGGAGAACAGCUGGAAGAGGGAGAUUACUACCAAGUGGCGUACUAUUAUUACACAAUGACCCCUAAUUAUGAUGAUUUUAGUGUAAACUUCACUGUUGAUUACUCCUUGUUUGAGUCGGAGGAUAGGUUGAACAGUUUGACUAAGGAGGUAACAACAACAGAAGCGGUAGAGACUACAGCCUCUUCAUACAGUCUUCAUACAGAGCCUGUGGACCAUCAGAAUCCUGUAACCACGAAACCAGUGACCACAGAACCACAGAGUCCGGAUCAGAAUGAUGCCGGGUCCACUCUGCAGAGUCCUGUGUCCUGUCUUCUGUUAUGGACCCUCCUACACGGAGGGGUGCAUUUCAUGUAGAAGGUGAAAGAAGGCUGCUAUCACUCUUCAGACUAGAAUUCAUUGGCAAGAAUUUGGAUGAAAAAUAAAGAAAUUUGGGGCUGGAGAGAUGGCUCAGCAGUUAAGAGCACUGACUGCUCUUCCAGAAGUCCUGAGUUCAAUUCCCAGCAAAUCUGUAAUGGGAUCCGAUGCCACCUUCUGGUGUGUUUGAAGACAGCUACAGUGUACACAUAUGCAUACAAUAAAUAAUUGUUUAAAAAAAGGAAAAUAAAAAAAUUAGU